AUGAAAGCCAGGUUUAAAUCCUCCCAAAAAAGUGAUAGACGAGCUGGAUCGAUCAAGAAAAAUACGAAAGCUGGAAUCUUGAAGAAAGAUAGCCAUAGAAGUUCUAUCAGGAAGUCUUAUAUAUUCAAACAGACGAGGCUUAAUUCAGCAAUUACGAAAAGAUCUCAUCAUAAGACUCUUAAUGUAAAUAACUCUCAUAUCAGAAAUAAUCUCAACACUGACACUGGAACUGAUUUUCAUAUCCCAGAUGAUGUGAAAUACAGAUUUAUCACUCCUAAAGUUUUGGAUAAUGCUUACAACAAGGAAGCCUUCAAUCAGGGUUACAACCACUUAGCAAUGAUUGCGUCUCAAAGACAUGACAAAGAGGCUAAAUUUCAAAACUACGUUAGCAAAUAAACUGGAUAAGAAGCACAUAAAAGCUGAAGAAAAUAGGAAAAUGUUGUCUGAAUAUGCCCAAAAGAAGCUCCAGAAGCAACAGGAAAAGCGAGAGACAGUCAAAAACAGAAAGUCAACAAUCGAGCAGGAGUUCAGAGCAAAACAUGAGAAACUCUAUCAGAAGGACAAAAGCGAAUAUGAACAGUUUUAUAAGGAUAAAUUAAAAUAAGGAAUUUGAAAAUAUGCAUAAUGCUUCAGAAAGACACAGGAAGUCUCUUAACACUUCAGUAUCUAGGAAGAGAGUAGUCCAAGAGAGGAAGUUUAAGCAGAGAAGGCAUGAGAAGUCACUCCAGGUGACCCCAAGAUCCUCGAAAAAGCAUGCAAGAACCUCUACAGUUCAGGCUUCAACAAUGAGACCUGGAAGAUCCUUUAGAGAAACCUUCCUUGAGUCUCAAAGAGAGUUUGAGAAACGUGCAAAUUUUGAGAGGAAAAUGAACGAUCUCCAAAAGCUGAGAGAAUACGAAUAUCAAAAGAGAAAAGCCUUAAAUGAGCAGAAAUUCAUUGGCAUGGCUGAUACCAUAACCAUUUAGAGAAUUCAAAU
Messenger RNA from Moneuplotes crassus, 976 nucleotides. The record is from the annotation of a GenBank genome assembly. NCBI's taxonomy places the organism in Eukaryota, Ciliophora, Spirotrichea, Euplotida, Euplotidae.